UGAGUAGUGAGUCGGAAAAAACCUAUAAUCCGCAAUUUAUUUCCUUUCGUUACCAAAUACCUAAAAUAAGUAUUUUUAGUUGAAAUAAAUCAAGUGUUAAUACUUAAUUAUUGUUAAAAUCGAGCGUUUUAAAAAGUUGUUAAUCAGUGUCUAUUUUUAAAACAGUGUUUUAGUUAGUGUUACACAAAAUGUCAAAAAUGGGAUCGCCGUAUUCGCAGACUUAUAAAUUAGUCGUCGUGGGCGGAGGAGGCGUCGGAAAAUCUGCAAUAACUAUUCAGUUUAUACAAAGUUAUUUUGUGACAGAUUAUGAUCCCACCAUUGAAGAUUCAUACACAAAGCAAUGUGUCAUAGACGACAUCCCAGCUAAAUUGGACAUCCUGGAUACUGCCGGUCAAGAAGAAUUCAGUGCAAUGAGAGAGCAAUACAUGAGAAGUGGUGAAGGAUUUUUGCUCGUGUACGCAGUGACGGAUAGGGCUAGUUUCGACGAGAUGUACAAAUUUCACAGACAAAUCUUACGUGUCAAAGACAGAGACGAAUUUCCAAUGCUGAUGGUCGGCAACAAAGCAGAUCUCGAGACGUCUCGCGUGGUAAGUCAAGUCGACCCAGCGUAUUUUUGA
Messenger RNA from Ctenocephalides felis (cat flea), 617 nucleotides. Its product is annotated as ras-like protein 2. NCBI's taxonomy places the organism in Eukaryota, Metazoa, Arthropoda, Insecta, Siphonaptera, Pulicidae. Gene Ontology annotation, molecular function: GTPase activity; GTP binding; GDP binding. Gene Ontology annotation, biological process: signal transduction. The transcript is spliced from 3 exons. The coding region runs from base 189 to 617 and encodes 142 amino acids. Gene Ontology annotation, cellular component: plasma membrane. The record is from RefSeq and is a predicted model, not a curated record.